AUGUUGUCACUUGGUAUUUAUAUUAUUGGAUCUUUAGUAGUUAUAGUUAUUUUACAUUAUUGGAGGAACCUUAAAAGCAAUGGAAAACUCCCACCAGGUUCAAUGGGUUGGCCAUUACUUGGUGAGACUAUUCCAUUCUUUGCACCAAAUACAUCAUUGGAUAUUUCUCCUUUUGUGAAGGAGAGGAUGCAAAGGUAUGGACCGAUAUUUCGGACUAGCUUGGUGGGACAUCCAAUCAUAGUAUCCACAGACCCUGAUUUUAAUUACUUCAUCUUCCAACAAGAGGGAAAAUUGUUUCAAAGUUGGUAUCCACAUACUUUUGCUGAGAUUAUGGGAAGGCAAAAUGUUGGAUCUUUUCAUGGUUUUAUGUACAAAUACUUAAAAAAUAUGGUGCUAAAUCUUUUUGGCCCUGAAAGUUUGAGAAAAAUGCUGCCUGAAGUUGAAAAAACUACAAAUAAUAACUUGAAGAGAUGGUCAAAACAAAAGAGUGUUGAGAUGAAGGAAGCAACAGCCAAGAUGAUAUUUGAUAUAACUGGAAAGAAACUUAUAAGCUAUGAUUCUGAAAAUUCUACAGAGAAUGUGUGUGAAAAUUUUGUAGCCUUUGUAAAGGGAUUAAUUUCUUUCCCUAUAUAUUUUCCUGGAACUGCCUAUUAUAAGUGCUUACAGGGAAGAAAGAAGACAAUGAAGAUGCUCAAGAGAAUGUUAGAGGAAAGGAAAUCACAACCAAGAAAGGAACAAAGUGACUUUUUUGAUUAUGUAUUAGAAGAACUUCAAAGUAAAGACACAAUACUCACUGAGGCAAUAGCUUUGGAUUUGAUGUUUGUGUUGCUCUUUGUUAGCUUUGAGACAACCUCUUGGGCUAUAACUUUGGCUAUUAAAUUUCUUCAUCAACAUCCUCAAGCUUUGAAAGAAUUAAAAGAGGAACAUGAGGCAAUAAUAAGAAGAAGGGAAAAUGCAUCUUAUGGACUUACAUGGCAAGAAUAUAAAUCAAUGAAGUUCACAUUUCAGUUUAUCAAUGAAACAGUAAGACUAGCAAAUAUUGCUCCUGCAAUUUUCAGGAAAACACUCAAAGAAAUCAAUUUCAAAGUCUUUAUAUUUAAAAAAAUCAUUUGUGAUGCAGGAUAUACUAUUCCAGCUGGUUGGGCAAUUAUGGUGUAUUCUCAAGCUGUGCACUUAAAUCCUACCAAAUAUGAAGAUCCACUUCAAUUCAAUCCAUGGAGAUGGAAGGGAAUAGAGCUAAAUGGAGCAACUAGAAAUUUUAUGGCAUUUGGUGGUGGCAUAAGAUAUUGUAUUGGAGCAGACUUUGCUAAGGUGCAAAUGGCUGUGUUUCUCCAUUGCUUUGUCACUAAGUACAAGUGGGAAACAAUCAAAGGAGGAGAUAUAGUACGAUCUCCAGGCUUACAAUUUCCAAAUGGUUACCAUAUAAAAAUCUAUGAAAAAUAUGACUAAGGUA
Molecule: messenger RNA, 1453 nt
Organism: Solanum lycopersicum (tomato)
Lineage: Eukaryota; Viridiplantae; Streptophyta; Magnoliopsida; Solanales; Solanaceae
Source: RefSeq, a predicted model, not a curated record